AUGAAAAUUGAUCACAUUGGUGUGUACGUAAAGGACUUAAUUGCAUCUAGAGACUUUUAUGUUAAGUACUUCAAUGCAACAUCCAAUGAUGGUUAUCAUAAUCCAAAGACUGGAUUUAGAAGUUACUUUGUUACUCUCGAAAAUGGAUCAAGAAUAGAAUUGAUGAAUCGUGCAGAAAGUGUUGAUCGCAAUGAUAUUGGUGAUGAUAUUGGAUUUGUUUCUUUUGCAAUCAAAAUAUCUGAUCCUGAAAGAAAGAAGCAAAUUGCGGCCAAUUUAAGCAAUGAUGGAUUUAAUGUCGAAAACACAGGAGAUAAUACAAUUGUUUAUGAUCCAAAUGGAUACAAAAUUGAACUUAUUUGUUAA
Messenger RNA from Trichomonas vaginalis G3, 363 nucleotides. Its product is annotated as glyoxalase. Lineage: Eukaryota; Parabasalia; Trichomonadida; Trichomonadidae. The record is from RefSeq and is a predicted model, not a curated record. The transcript has a single exon. Bases 1 to 363 code for a protein of 120 amino acids.